Messenger RNA from Lontra canadensis (Northern American river otter), 2110 nucleotides. It is a transcript of the gene E2F2, whose product is annotated as E2F transcription factor 2. Gene Ontology annotation, cellular component: RNA polymerase II transcription regulator complex. Gene Ontology annotation, biological process: regulation of transcription by RNA polymerase II. Gene Ontology annotation, molecular function: DNA-binding transcription factor activity, RNA polymerase II-specific; RNA polymerase II cis-regulatory region sequence-specific DNA binding; protein dimerization activity. Lineage: Eukaryota; Metazoa; Chordata; Mammalia; Carnivora; Mustelidae. The record is from RefSeq and is a predicted model, not a curated record. The coding region runs from base 662 to 1984 and encodes 440 amino acids. The transcript is spliced from 7 exons.
ACAGGAGGUGUGGCGGCCCCUUUAAGCAGCGAAGCUCGUGUUGCAAUCGCAGCCUUGGGAACCGGUCCUUUCCGGGGGGUGGAGCCUGUGCCAGUAGCGGCGGCCAACCAAAGCGCGGCAUUUUCCGCGGGAGAUCCGAAUUUCGCGGCACGCAGUUUGGCGCUAAAAAAAAAAAAAAAAAAAAAAAAGAGAGAGAAGAAGGAGGAAAAAAAAGAGGCAGAGAAAGACUUGGGGACCAGAGAGCCAGGCGAGAGGGAGUCGGUGCAAUCGGCCCCUCUUCCCCGUCUGAGCGCAUCACCUCUCCUCCGAGCCCCCGGCGACCCCAGAGACCCCUACCAGGAGCCAGCCAGACCCCAAGCGCCGAGGCCUUUGGGGGCGCGGGGCCGUCCCGGGUCGCCAUCGCCCUCGGGGUGGGACAGCCACUGGCCGUGCCGCCGCCGCCGCCGCCGCGGGGCGAUCUCCAAGCGGGGAUCUCCAAGCGCUGCUCAGCUCGGCCGCUGGCCAGGAGGGGAGGGUCCGGCCUUGCCCCGCAGGCGUCCAUUGGCGGCUUUCCCCGGCCUCCGCGCCAUGCCUCGGGCGGUGUGAGCCUCCGCGGGCUACGGAGCCCGCAGGUGCCUGCGGGCGCGCCUGGCCCGGUUGGGGAGGGGGCGUUGCGCUCGCCAUGCUGCGAGGGCCCCGGGCCCUGGCUCCAGCCGCCGGGCCGCCCUCGAAGGGACUGCACGCGAUGAGCCCUACCGAGCUGUGGCCGCCCGGCCUCAGCAGCCCCCAGCUCUGCCCGGCCACCACCACCUACUACACCUCGCUGUACCCGCAGACUGUGCCUCCCACUGCGGCGCCCGGCACCUGCCUCGACGCCACCCCCCACGGACCCGAGGGCCAAGCUGUGCGAUGCGUGCCGGCUGGCCGGCUGCCGGCCAAAAGGAAGCUGGACCUGGAGGGGAUCGGGAGACCAGCGGUCCCUGAGUUCCGGACUCCGAAGGGGAAGUGCCUUAGAGUGGACGGUCUCCCCAGCCCCAGAACCCCCAAGUCCCCUGGAGAGAAGACUCGUUAUGACACGUCGCUGGGGCUGCUCACCAAGAAGUUCAUUUACCUCCUGAGCGAAUCCAAGGAUGGGGUCCUAGACCUGAACUGGGCUGCCGAGGUGCUGGACGUGCAGAAACGGCGCAUCUAUGACAUCACCAACGUGCUGGAGGGCAUCCAGCUCAUCCGUAAGAAGGCCAAGAACAACAUCCAGUGGGUAGGCAGGGGAAUAUUUGAAGACCCCACCCGGCCGGGGAAGCAGCAGCAGCUGGGGCAGGAGCUGAAGGAGCUGAUGAGCGCGGAGCAGGCCUUGGACCAGCUCAUCCAGAGCUGCUCUCUGAGCUUCAAGCACCUGACGGAGGACAAGGCCAACAAGAGACUGGCCUACGUGACUUACCAGGACAUCCGUGCUGUUGGCAACUUUAAGGAGCAGACGGUGAUCGCUGUCAAGGCCCCUCCGCAGACAAGACUCGAGGUGCCCGACAGGAGCGAGGAGAACCUGCAGAUAUACCUGAAGAGCACCCAGGGGCCCAUUGAAGUCUACCUGUGCCCAGAGGAGGUGCAGGAGCCCGACAGUCCUGCCAAGGAGCCCCUCCCGCUAACCUCCACCCUUGGCCCCAGCCCUGACUCCACCCAGCCUGGCAGCAGCACGGACCCUGGGAUGACAGAACCCAUGGCAUCCCCAGCACCAGCGCUGACUCCCCAGCAAGUCCCGCAGCCGCCAGCGCCCCCACCCCUGCCGCUUGUCCCCCUGGAGGCCACCGACAGCCUGCUGGAGCUGCCACACCCACUUCUGCAGCAGACGGAGGACCAGUUCCUGUCCCCGAGCCUGCCGUGCAGCUCUCCCCUGAUCAGCUUCUCCCCGCCCUUGGACCAGGAUGACUACCUGUGGGGCCUGGACGGGGGUGAGGGUAUCAGUGACCUCUUCGACUCCUACGACCUUGGGGACCUGCUGAUUAAUUGAGUGGCCUUGCCUGUCCCAGCAACCUGCCCUUGGCUCUACCUCCGCACAGACGGACAGGCCCUCUGCCCGCGCAGGGACGUGGGACACAAGGUGCUGCCCUAGGGAUGGGGGGGGACCUCUUCUCUU